Molecule: messenger RNA, 2350 nt
Organism: Paramisgurnus dabryanus
Lineage: Eukaryota; Metazoa; Chordata; Actinopteri; Cypriniformes; Cobitidae
Gene: tmco6
Product: transmembrane and coiled-coil domains 6
Molecular function (GO): protein binding
Source: RefSeq, a predicted model, not a curated record
ACCCAGGCGCAGGUUGAUGAUGACGACACAGUUUAAGAUUGUAUUCUUUGAUUUUAUUAAUAAAUUAACUAAUAGAUCGUUAAUUAUUGCAUUUAUCUAGUUGUAUUAAGAAAAAUAAUAACGUGAUUUUAGCGACGAAAAUGUGGAGACUGAAAACCAUCCGACAUAAAGCAAGUCGAUCUGCCAAUGACUUGGAGGAGUUUAAACAUAAGAAGAGAGAAUUUGAGAAAGCUCUUAGGCAGGCGAGAAGAGACAGACAGCUUAUCAGUAAGAGACUGCUGCAGAAUGAAGAUGAAGACUCUGUGGAGACAGACUCUGUCCAUCUGUCACCUGAACAGGUUAGAGAGAUGAUACGUGGCAUCCAGUGUGGUGGGGAGGAGAAAGCAACUCGUCUUGCAUGUCUAAGAAAAGCUCUUAGAAACCCUGAGACCCAACUCGCUUUCAUCAAGUCUGAAAACAGCAUGCAUAUGUUGAUCGGGCAGCUUAGUGGUCAUAAUGCCCAGUGUCAGCUUGAGGCUGUUCGCGCUCUUCAUGAGCUGUCUCACUCUCCUCACCCCAGUGUAGGUCAAGCGUGUCUGUCUGCCGGCCCGUACCUCCUCACAUACCUCUCCGGUCAGAGCCCGAAGCUGACGGAGCUCUGUUUAUACACUCUGGGAAACUUGUGUCCUGACAACGGUUCAUGCAGAGAGAAGCUUCUGGCACAGGGAAUCAUUUCUGCAUUGGCAAACUGCAUUCAAAGUCAAAAGUAUAAUCUGGCUGUGGUGGAGGCUGUCGGCUUUGCCCUGUCUCAGCUGCUACAGGACAAAGACGCUACUGAUAAAAUUAUACCAGCAGUUGUGGAUUCAGGAAUAAUAUCGGAUUUGAUCUCCGCAUUGAAUCCACAUUGUGACUUUGGCUUUGGACCAGCAAUUGAGUGUGCGUGGUGUUUACACUAUUUAGUUAGCAGUAAUUUGGAUAACAAGGUGCUGGUGACUCAAGGUGCUCUUUCACAGUGCAGUGCUUGUUUAAUAACAUUAGGGGGCACCGUUGCUAAAGGAAACCUUGAGGAUGGGCUUGAACUGCUCAUCUGGCCUCUCCUCCGUUGCCUUGGUAACCUGCUGGUCAGCGAAGGGUGUGAUGUAAUGCCAGAAGACACGCGCCUCCUCGCCGCGCUGUGCGUCUUCAGUCAGGCUUAUCUGCAACCUCACAUGGGUCUGAGCAGAGAGAGCUUGUGGGUGCUCAACAACCUCACAGCUAGUUCCAGUGGAUUUUGCUCUGGUCUCGUGCUCCUCAACUUGGUUCCUAUUUUAAUCAAUCUACUGUCCUUCUCCAAAGGAAUCAAUUUAAUGGUGCUAAGAGUUCUGGGUAAUAUUGCCCAUAAUGGCCCAGAAUGCUGUGUUCGGCUAACUCAAGCUGGGGUGCUCAGCGGCCUUUGUGCCACGCUCAAAAUGGCCGAGCCGGAGGUGGUUACUCUAAGCCUGGAAGUCCUGCACAUGUUGGUGUCCAGCAGCCCACAGGUGAUUGAGGAGUUCACCCGGUUGAAUGGUGUUCCUCUACUGGAGGCGAUUCAAUAUAACAGUGAAGCAGAACAGCGCGUCAGAGCUGCUUACAUUCUCGAUAAUCAUUUCUCUGAGGUGGAGAGUCUUUCGUAAAACCUAUCGGGGUCCAUCCACAGAACAGAAGAAUUGAAAUGUUGGUGUUUUUAUGACAUCAAUCACAGUUAGAUGCAUUUUAGCAUUUGCAAAAUGAUUCAGGUUCUCUGGUUUUUUAAAGCAUCCUGCAAGUACGGCUCAUGGUGUAUUUUUGUUCAUGGUAGGCGUAUUCAUGUUUUUUGCUACCUGCUGUUCCCACAGAACCGUAGACACAACAUGCAGCAUAUUCUGUACGUACUUGAACUGGCUGUGGUGUCCUUUUAAAUUAAAUACAAAAAGUUACCAGUAACAUCACCAUGUACCCAAAGACUGCUCAGAUAUGCACAGUAUAAUAGUAAAACAAAUUCCUAGAUUGUUUACAAUACACAUAUUAUAUAUUAUAUUAUAUUAUAGUCAGCUUUAUUGUCAGUUCUGCUAUAUGUAUAUUAAUUAUUAUAUUAAGUCAGCUCUGUUGUCCAUUCUGCUAUAAUAAGUACAGGACAUACAGAGGACUGAAAUACUGUUUCCCUCAUACCCAUGGUGUGAGACCCAACAUAAGACAAUUUUUAAAGGAAUAAGAUGAAACAAAAUAAUAAUAAAAAUACUAAAGAAAAAAAUUAAAUAAGAACAAAAAUACAUUUUUUAUUAUAUUAAAUGAAAUAUUGUAUUAUAUUGUAUUAUGCCUAGAAUUCACAAUAAACACUGCUGUAUUUUCUGUAAGUCAUAAUAAAAUAAAAUUA